Diorhabda carinulata is the source of this 991-nucleotide messenger RNA. RefSeq names its product proteasome subunit beta type-7 (gene Prosbeta2). Lineage: Eukaryota; Metazoa; Arthropoda; Insecta; Coleoptera; Chrysomelidae. The record is from RefSeq and is a predicted model, not a curated record. Gene Ontology annotation, cellular component: proteasome core complex. Gene Ontology annotation, molecular function: threonine-type endopeptidase activity. Bases 96 to 920 code for a protein of 274 amino acids. The transcript has 4 exons.
AGUACAAAGUUUCAUGGCUUUGACAAUUGACAAAUUGUCAAUAGUUUUUAAUAUUGCAAGUUGUAAUUGUGAAUUAACAAAAACAUUUAGUUAAAAUGACUUCGGUAUUGUGUCCAGAAAUUCCAGCUCCAGGUUUUUCAUUUGACAAUUGCAAAAGAAAUGCUCUUUUGGAAAGCAAAGGAUUUGCAGUGCCCAAAGCAACAAAAACUGGAACCACUAUUGUAGGAAUCGUCUACAAAGAUGGGGUUAUACUCGGAGCAGAUACAAGAGCAACGGAAGAUACCACCGUUGCAGACAAAAACUGUGAAAAAAUUCACUAUCUUGCUCCAAAUAUGUAUUGCUGUGGUGCUGGUACAGCAGCAGAUACCGAAAUGACUACUCAAAUGAUAGCAGCCCAACUUGAGCUUCACAGAUUAUAUACGAAUAGAGUCAGUAGAGUCUGUACAGCUAACCAGUUGUUGAAGCAGUACUUGUUCCGUUAUCAAGGAUAUAUUGGAGCAGCUCUCAUUCUUGGUGGUGUUGAUAUCGAAGGUCCUCAUCUAUACAUGAUUCAUCCCCAUGGAUCAAGUGUCGAUCUCCCAUAUGGUACUAUGGGUUCUGGUUCCUUAGCAGCCAUAGCAGUUUUCGAAUCACGUUGGAAACCUCAAAUGGAAGAAGAAGAAGGUGUACGGCUUGUUAGAGACGCAAUUGCUGCCGGUAUAUUCAAUGAUUUGGGAUCAGGUUCCAAUGUGGAUAUAUGUAUAAUAAGAAAAGGUUCUGUUGAUUACAAAAGAACAUAUGAUGAAGCUAACAAAAAAGGAGUUAAACAAGGUUCUUAUAAGUAUAAAAGGGGAACAACGUCUGUACUCACUACCAAAGUAUUGGAUAUUGAAGAUGUUUCUGUUACGCCUAUUGAACCUGAAAGGAUGGAUACUGCAUAAGGUUUAGGUUUAAAUUGAAAUGCGUUUUGUCUUAUUUUUGGUAUUUAAUAAAAAAUAUAUAUAAAAUAAAA